Molecule: messenger RNA, 732 nt
Organism: Acanthocheilonema viteae
Lineage: Eukaryota; Metazoa; Nematoda; Chromadorea; Rhabditida; Onchocercidae
Source: the annotation of a GenBank genome assembly
AUGGAAACGAUUAACGCAAGAAAUAGACUAAGUUUUCGGAGCAGAAAAGGACAGAUUGGUCACAGUGAAGAAGAUAAACAAUAUCAUUUAUCAAUCAUUUCUUACAUUAAUGAAUUAAAUACUACUUGGAAGGCUAUUUAUAAUCGUUUUGCUUCUCGAGCAAUAAAUGAACACAAAAUAUCUGUAUUGUUUCAAAGAAAUAAUGAGAUAAGCCGGGAAUAUAUUCUCGGUGAUACAGUUGAGCAUAUAAAGUUAUUAAAAAGUAAGAAAUUACACUUGCCACAACAGUUCGAUGCUCGUUUACAAUGGCCUCUCUGUUGGUCCAUUCAUCAGGUAGCUAAUCAAGGUGGAUGUGGAUCAUGCUGGGCCGUAUCAGCAGCAUCUGUAAUGUCUGAUCGUUUAUGUAUAGCAACAAAUUACAGCAAUCAAAAGCAAAUCUCUGCAGAAGAUCUCAUAUCCUGCUGUGAGGAAUGUGGAGGAUGCGAAGGAUCGCAUUGGGCAUUGUCAGCGUUCAUUUAUUGGCGAAACUCUGGCCUCGUAACAGGUGGUAAUUACGGAAGUUUCGAAGGUUGUAAACCAUAUGCUACUGUACCAAAUUGUGGUAGUCCAUGCUCAUUUGAAUACUAUCGAAAGAAAGUAACACAAGUUUGUCAAAAAACUUGUCAACCACUUUACGGUCUCACCUAUGAAGAAGAUCUUAUCAGCAGUAUAUCAUUUAUUACUAAUUAUUAA